AUGGGAUUGGAAAUUAAUCCAUUGCACCGUAAUGCAUUUGAUGAUAAUCUAGAUUCGGAUUCUGAUUAUGGCCCAACUCGUAACCGCCGAAGAGGGCCAAGGGACAAGCUUAACCCUUAUCAGCGCAAAAUGCAGAAGAAACGUGUUGAAGAAUGUCGAGGUGUUGAAGGUGAAGAUGAAUGUGGUGGAGGAAGUGCAGGGGUACGUAUAGGUGGAGGAAGUGGUACCAGUGAAAGUGAAAGUGGUGGAGGAAGUGUAGGGGUAGGUAUAGGUGGAGGAAGUGCAGGGGAUGGAACUGGGGUAGGUAUAGGUGGAGGAAGUGCAGGGGAUGGAAGGCUAGGAAGGGAAGGCAGUGGUGUAGGUCUGGGUGGAGGAAGGGAAGGCAGUGGUGUAGAUCUGGGUGGAGGAAGGGAAGGGGUAGGGGUAGGUAGUGGUGGAGGUGGAAGUGCAACAAGUUCGUCUUUAAGUAGGGUGAUAAAGAGGGUGAGUGAACGGGUAUUAGGCAGAGGAGAAAAAAUGUUGACUGAUGGUGAUUGUGAUUAG
Beta vulgaris subsp. vulgaris (sugar beet) is the source of this 543-nucleotide messenger RNA. RefSeq lists its product as uncharacterized. Lineage: Eukaryota; Viridiplantae; Streptophyta; Magnoliopsida; Caryophyllales; Amaranthaceae. The coding region runs from base 1 to 543 and encodes 180 amino acids. The record is from RefSeq and is a predicted model, not a curated record. The transcript is spliced from 2 exons.